AUGCACUUGACGCUUUCUCACUUGCCCAGCAAGCAGGACAUCAAGCUCGUAUAUCCCAGAACGCCCUCAUCCAUUGAUCCCAACAACCCGCCAUGGCCGGCCUUUCGUGGUUACCAUACUUAUUCCUUCGCGUACGCGACAAUGGGUCACCGCCUACCAACGAUCCUCGGCAAGGCUAUCGACGACGUUGUUGAGACCCUCAACCAAGAGUCGGAGGAAGACCGCGUUGUCGACCUUGUAGACUGCAUCAAGCGCAUGGAUGAACUGAAGGAGGAUUUGCAGGCCCACGCCAAGCUUCGCCCAAUCAUUGACGACGGUGAGGCGGACGUCGCACUGUGGAAUAAGGAAAUUGCAAAGUAUUUUCAAGGUAAAGACUUUAUGAACGCCCCAUGGCUGUUUGCAGAGGCGUACAAGUACCGUCGUCUGCGGGAAUGCUUCAGCGUGAGCAAACUUUGGCAACAAUAUGACGUGUUCUUCAGGCAAAAGUGUGAUACAUUCUCCCGAUCUGGAGAUGCCGUAUUCGAGCUCUCGACUCGUUUCGUGGAGCCUUUUAAGCACAAAGAGGGCUUGUCUGCCCAGGAAAAACUCGAUGCCGAACGUUUGAUGUUUUUAGAGCUCACGCAGAUUUGCCUGUGGGGCAAUUCAACGGACUUAUCGCUCCUCAUCAACAUGACCGAGGAGCAGAUCAAGUCGCUGCAAUCAACCGGUGGCGAGAAUCUUGCCGCGACCGAAAAGAACAUCCUAGGAAAUGAUAUGGCGCGUCUUUGGGAGGUAGUGCGCGAUUUGAAGGACACGGGUGGACGAAUCGACUUCGUGUUGGAUAAUGCCGGUUUCGAGUUGUACUGCGAUUGCGUGUACGCCGACUUCCUGAUCCAGAGCGGCCUGGCGAAGGAAGUCCGCUUCCACGGAAAGCGUUACCCUUGGUUCGUCUCGGACGUUACCAAGAAGGACUGGAACUGGCUGCUCAACAUGAUGGUGUACGGACACCUCUUCCCGAAGGUGACCGAUGAGGAAGUGGAGAGCUUGCGUCAGCUCGGGCUGCGCUGGAAGCAAUAUGAGAAGGAGGGCAAGUGGGUAUAUGAACAGCACCCAUUUUGGUGCACUGGGUAUACAUACUGGGACCUGCACAAUGAGGCACCGGAUUUGUUUUUGCAUCUCAGCCGCUCGGACUUAGUCAUCUUCAAGGGCGACCUGAACCACCGUAAGCUGACGUAUGACUGCGCUGCGCCGCCGUCGACCGACUUUGAGAUAGCCAUCGGACCCAUGGCGUCUGCUGCGGGCGCUCCGCGCAUUUGCAGUCUGCGUACGAUCAAGAGUGAUGUUGUUGUUGGUCUUGGUCCGAAUGGUGAUGAGCUUGCCGACAAGCUCGACAAGGAGGAGCCUGGGUGGAAGAUCAGCGGCAAAUACGCGGUCGUCCUGCUCUCCGAGGGCCGUCCUGGCGAGAAAGUUCGCUUCGCAUGA
Laetiporus sulphureus 93-53 is the source of this 1461-nucleotide messenger RNA. RefSeq names its product DUF89-domain-containing protein. Gene Ontology annotation, biological process: DNA damage response. The record is from RefSeq and is a predicted model, not a curated record. Gene Ontology annotation, cellular component: nucleus; cytoplasm. Lineage: Eukaryota; Fungi; Basidiomycota; Agaricomycetes; Polyporales; Laetiporaceae. The transcript is spliced from 9 exons. Bases 1 to 1461 code for a protein of 486 amino acids. Gene Ontology annotation, molecular function: phosphatase activity.